Messenger RNA from Condylura cristata (star-nosed mole), 2305 nucleotides. RefSeq names its product lactotransferrin (gene LTF). Lineage: Eukaryota; Metazoa; Chordata; Mammalia; Eulipotyphla; Talpidae. Gene Ontology annotation, biological process: antibacterial humoral response; iron ion transport. The transcript is spliced from 17 exons. Gene Ontology annotation, cellular component: extracellular region; plasma membrane; recycling endosome. The coding region runs from base 19 to 2139 and encodes 706 amino acids. The record is from RefSeq and is a predicted model, not a curated record.
CACCCCAGGAUCUCAAACAUGAGGCUGGUCUUCCCCAGGCUGCUGUUCCUCAGCGCCCUUGGAUUGUGUCUGGCUGCUCCUAAGAAAAAUGUUCGGUGGUGCACCACCUCACAACCAGAGGCAGAGAAAUGCGCUAGAUUCCAGCGGAACAUGAAAAAAGUGGGCCUCCCCUCUGUCUCCUGUGUGAAGACAUCCUCCCAACUUCAGUGUAUCCAGGCCAUUGCGACAAACAAGGCAGAUGCUGUGGCCCUGGAUGGCAGGUCGUUGUUUGAGGCAGGCCUGGCCCCCUAUAACCUGCUCCCUGUUGCGGCCGAGUUCUAUGAAACCAGAGCAAAGCCCCAAAUCUACAACUAUGCCUUGGCCAUGGUGAAGAAGGACAGCAGCUUCCAGCUCAACCAACUGCAAGGCGUGAAGUCCUGCUUCCCUGGCACUGGCAGCACCACCGGCUGGCACAUCCCUCUGGGGGUGCUUCGUCCACUCCUGAACUGGACAGGACCACCUGAGCCGCUUCAGAGGGCGGCGGCCCAGUUCUUCUCCGCCAGUUGUGCUCCCUGUGCAGACGGAAGCCGGUACCUGGGCCUGUGUCGCCUGUGUGCAGGGACAGAGGCGAAUAAAUGUGCCUGCUCUUCCAAGGAACCCUACUUUGGCGAUCUGGGGGCCUUCAAGUGUCUGAAAGACGGGGCUGGAGAAGUGGCUUUUGUCAACGAGAGGGUACUCUUUGAAAUCCCGCCAAACAGAGCUGACUGGGACCAGUAUGAGCUGCUCUGCCCGGACCGCACCCGGAAGCCCGUGCGUGCAUACAAGGACUGCUACCUGGCCCGGGUCCCAUCUCACACAGUUGUGACCCGAAGGAGCAUCGGCAUGGACAGCUUGAUCUGGGAGCUUCUCCGCCGGGCACAGAAGAUGUUUGGGAAAGGCAAGUCGUCAGAGUUCGCCCUCUUUGGCUCCUCUCCUGGGCAGGAGGACCUGCUGUUCAAAGACUCUGCCCUUGGGUUUCUGAGGAUCCCCUCGAAGAUAAAUUCCUCCCUGUACCUUGACUUCAGCUUCCUCUCAGCCAUGCAGAACCUGAAAGAAACAGGGCGGCGGUCCGAGCGGCGUGAGCAGGUGGUGUGGUGCGCCGUGGGCCGCCACGAGCUGCGCAAGUGCGCACGGUGGAGCAGCCUGAGCGACGGCAGCGUGGCCUGCGCGACGGCGUCCACCCCCGAGGACUGCAUCUCCCUGGUGCUGAAAGGAGAAGCUGACGCUUUGAGCUUGGAUGGAGGCUAUAUCUAUACUGCAGGCAAAUGCGGUUUGGUUCCUGUCCUGGCAGAGAACCGAAAAUCCAAUAAAAGACAAUCAGAUUGUGUGCAGAAACCAGAUAAAGGGUAUCUUGGUGUGGCAGUUGUCAGGAAAUCAAAUGUUGGCCUCACCUGGAAUUCUCUAAGAGGCAAGAAGUCCUGUCACACUGCUGUGGGAAGGACCGCAGGUUGGAACAUCCCCAUGGGCCUGCUCUUCAACCAGACAGGCUCCUGCAAAUUUGAUGAGUUCUUUAGCCGAAGCUGUGCUCCUGGGGCUGACCUGAGUUCUAACCUCUGUGCCCUGUGUGUUGGCGAUGAUCAGGGGGAGCACAGGUGUGCAGCCAACAGCAGCGAGAGGUACCAGGGCUACACUGGGGCUUUCAGGUGCCUGGUCAGUGAUGCGGGAGACGUUGCCUUCGUGAAAGACAGUACUGUGCUGGACAACACCAAUGGAAAGAACACUGAGGCGUGGGCUAAGGAUCUGAAGCUGGAGGACUUCGAGCUGCUGUGCCUUGAUGGCUCCCGCAAGCCUGUGACGGAGGCACAGAACUGCUAUCUGGCUGUCGCCCCUAGUCAUGCCGUGGUAUCUCGCAGAGAAAAGGCAGAGCUGGUGGAACAGGUGAUGCUCCGGCAACAGGCUCGUUUUGGAAGAAACGGACGUGACUGCCCCGGGAAGUUUUGCUUAUUCCAAUCUGAAACCAAAAACCUUUUGUUCAACGAUAACACAGAGUGUCUGGCCAGACUCCAAGGCAAAACAACAUAUGAAAAGUACUUGGGACAAGAAUAUGUCACAGCUGUCGCUAAUCUGAAACGAUGCUCUACCCCCCAGCUUCUGGAAGGCUGCGCCUCCUUGAGUGGGUAGGACCCCAGAAGAUGGCCCAGUCUCUGCGAGGGUGCCCCAACCCUUGGCGCUCCCUGUCCUUACCCCAGUGCAGUGACUUUCUUCUCCCUCCUGAAGGUGGAUUGGCUGCUUCACCUGUUUUGCAGUACCCUGCUGUCCUCUCACAAGAAAUAAAGUAAUAAAUGCG